AGCUUUAUCCACCAACACGUCUUCGCACACCAAAGCUGGGAUUUGAUAAGAUGACCAAAAUCCAUUGAGUUGCCACUGCUUAUCUUGCAUGGUCCUGUCAACGCGCCGCGGUUCACAAUGCCUCCGGCGCUUCUCUCCGCUCGUGCUAAGUCGAUAGCACUUCUUCUCGUCGAUCACUCUGCACCCUAGAUUACCAGAAGGCCGACAAAAAGAUCGACAGCUUCAAUGGCACCCAAACCUCGCGCCAUGACAGCCAAGGCGCUGCAAACUCUACUUGUACACAUCGGCGCGCCAUCAUCGGGGACAAAAGCAGUACUACAGGAACGGUUCCGACGUGGUAUCGGAAUAUUUCAUCUUUCCAAGAGUCAACCGGCGUGGCCAAGAUCUCGAGCUGCAAACAAGAAGCUCCGCAUUAUGAGCAUCGACAUGGGAAUCAAGAAUCUGGCGUUCUGUGAGGCAGAGAUUUCUUACCCAUCGAAGGAUAGCCUAGAUGCGGAAAUGAAAGUUUUGAGGUGGGAGAAGGUUAAUCUCACGGAAGCCCCAGGGGACGAGAUACAGAACGAAAAGGAAUCUCCACGAAAGGUCAAGACGGCAAAGCAAAGUACUGCAGAUGCUGACGAAGCAUCGGACAUCUACUCUGCGGAUGCUUUGUCCAAGACAGCGUAUGGUUUAAUCAAAAACACGAUCCUAGCAGGUUCGCCAGACAUUAUCUUGAUCGAAAAGCAGAGAUGGAGAUCAGGCGGUGGCAGCGCGGUGCAACAGUGGACUCUGCGGGUCAACACUCUAGAAGGCAUGCUAUGGGCUGUACUUCAAACAAUCCACGCCCAACGACUGGAAUUGGGAACAUCAGCAACGACUACAGCAAAGCUCUACGAAGUCUUCAGUGCAGAUCCCAAACGCGUAGGACAGUACUGGCUCACUCGAGCCGCCGGACGCCUCGCAGAAGGAGACGAAGACGAAGCGGCGACUCCCAAAAAGACUCUAAAUCGAUCCAAAGCAGAAAAGAAGGUCAAAAUCUCUCUCCUCCGCUCUUGGCUCACUGCAACACCCGCGUCUACGGCGUCGGUGACACAAGACACGGUACCAGGCAUAACCUUCAGUUUCGCGCCAGAUGCAGAAAACACCCGCGAAGCGCUCCUAUCGAUAUCAACAUCCAAACGGCGUAAGAAAGCCAGGGAUGAAUCAGAUGACGUGCUUCCUGCAGUAGCAGUCGCGGGUUCUGCGCUCAAGAAGCUGGAUGAUGUCACGGACUGUUUCCUCCAGGCUGCUGCGUGGGUUAGUUGGGAGUCGAAUCGUCUACAGCUGCGGCAAGUGUGGGAGCGGAAUAUGAGCGGUGAUGGGGAUGGAGAAGGGUUGACGGAUGAGGUUAUGUUAGAGAUGCUUGAGAAAAUCGAGGGGGGUUGAUAUCAGCCUUUUCUAUCGUUUCUUUAGCUAUGAACAUAAGAUGAGCAAGAUGAAUACAGCAAGAUAUCUAACAAGCGCACGAGCUAAGCUCGUGAUGAGCUGUUAGCAUGGGCAUGCUUCAUUGAGGUACAGCAGCUUCGUGGGACCACAUGCAAAGUAGUACACUUUCGGAAGCAGGCACAGAAUCUCAAUAUAACGCACUUAAGCAAUAACAGCGC
Alternaria rosae is the source of this 1622-nucleotide messenger RNA. RefSeq names its product mitochondrial resolvase Ydc2. Gene Ontology annotation, molecular function: crossed form four-way junction DNA binding; DNA endonuclease activity; flap-structured DNA binding. The record is from RefSeq and is a predicted model, not a curated record. Lineage: Eukaryota; Fungi; Ascomycota; Dothideomycetes; Pleosporales; Pleosporaceae. The coding region runs from base 226 to 1404 and encodes 392 amino acids. The transcript has a single exon. Gene Ontology annotation, cellular component: mitochondrion.